This is a messenger RNA of Klebsormidium nitens, 2017 nucleotides long. Lineage: Eukaryota; Viridiplantae; Streptophyta; Klebsormidiophyceae; Klebsormidiales; Klebsormidiaceae. The record is from the annotation of a GenBank genome assembly.
CGUGGCCCUGUCGUAGAAAGUUGCUGAGCGGCUCAGCAUUGCGUGGACGUCUGCCAAGGGCCUUUUUCUGGCGUCUUGCUAGCCGCCUCACAGAAGGCUAAGCACUCCAUUGAACUCCAAUUUUGUGCAAUGGCGGCGACAGGGGUCGAAGGCCCUCCUCCCAGAAAGAAGGCGAGGAAGUCAGAUGGAAGCGCUGACACACCGAAGCCGUCCUUGGAAGAGGCGCAGGCGGUGAUUGAAAAGCAGCAGCAGAAGGACACCAGAAAGAAGGCGGUCAAGUAUAACAGGGGCCCACAAACCAAGUUGAAGGGCAUCCAAGACAAGAAGCUCAAAGGCCAGCUUCGAGCGACAGAGAAGCUUUAUGGCGAGGCUGCGACGAGCGCCGCGAAAGUGGAACAGUGGCUGCUGCCAGCGGAAGCGGGUUUCCUGGAGGCGGAGGGCGUGGAGCGCACCCAGAACUACCGGCAGGAAGCAAUUCUGCCGCACCUAGAUCUAACCAGCCAGAGAAAGAUCUUCGAUCUUCGAUUGCCAGAUUUGGGCCCGUACUCGUUAGACUACACGCGCAGCGGGCGGCACCUCCUGGUGGGCGGCCGAAAGGGACACCUGGCGAUCAUGGAUUGGGCGAGGGCGCAGCUGGUGACGGAGCUGCAGGUCAAGGAGACGACGCGGGACGUGCAGUUUCUGCACAAUGAGAGCUUCUUUGCGGCGGCGCAGAAGAAGUACGUGUACGUAUACGACAAACGGGGCAUCGAAGUGCACUGCCUCAAGGAGCACACCGACGUCCUCAAACUCGGCUUUCUCCAUCACCACUUCCUCCUAGCCAGCGUCGGAAAGUACGGCGUGUUGCGGUAUCAGGAUACGAGUACGGGUGCGAUCGUCUCACAGCACAAGACGAAGCUGGGGCGGUGCGGGGUGCUGGGCGUAAAUCCGUACAACGCCGCAGUGGGGCUGGGGCACAGUAAUGGGACGGUCAGCUUUUGGAGCCCAAACAUGAGCACGCCGCUGGUGUCGCUGCUGUGCCACCGAGGCCCUGUCACGGCGCUCGCGUUCGACGUCGAGGGGCGGCACAUGGUCACGGGCGGCAUCGACGGUCAGGUCAAGGUUUGGGACGUCCGAAAGUUCCAGCCGGUGCACGCCUACUUCUCCCCCCAGCCCGCGCAGGCGCUCGACGUCAGCCAGCGCGGCCUGCUCACAGUCGCCCACGGCAGCACGGUCCAAGUCUGGCAGGACGCCCUCAAAACUAAGGCCAAGUCCCCCUACCUCACGCACCGACUCUUCGACAACUCCGCGAUCGCUGACGUGGCAUUCUGCCCCUUCGAAGACGCACUGGCGCUCGGGCACUCGGGGGGCUUUUCCUCGAUCAUCGUGCCCGGCGCGGGUAAUCCUAACUUCGAUAGUUUCGUCGCUAACCCGUACGAAACCAAGAAGCAGCGGAGGGAGGCGGAGGUGCAUCUGCUGCUUGACAAGCUGCAGCCGGAGACGAUCACGCUGGACCCGUACUGGAUCGGGGGGGUGCGGAAAGCGCCGAAAGAGCUGCAGAAAGCGCAAGCUGCGGCGGAGGCGGAAGCCAACCGGAAGGCGGCACUGCAGGCCGGCAAGGAGGCUGCGCUCAAGAAUAAGGCCAAGGGGAAGAGCAAGCCCACGAAGAAGCACCGGAAGAAGCAGCUGAACAUCAUCGACAACAAGAAAGCGACGGUCUCUGCUGAUCUUGCCAGCAAGCAGCUGAAGCGGAAGCAGGAGAGUGCGGUUGAGGAUUCGGACGCCGACAUGCUAAGAUCGUCCGCACUAGCCCGGUUCUAUAAACGGUAGAGCUGACCAUAUCAUCAAGAGAGGAAGUAGACAGCGGGAGGCUCCAUCAUCGAUACAGGUCGUCGUUCCGUCUUCUUAUAGUCUUGUGCGAGGUAUUUGGCACGCAUUUUCGCCACCGUAAUGGGUUGCACUGCGCAUUGUCACGCCGCACUUGCCGGCGUUUACUUCCCAAACUUGCGGAAAGGUUCUUCAGUAUUGACUGAUGAAU